CAACCUAAAAUUCAACCUCCCUAUUGCUUCACAUUCGACAGCGCAGAGAGUUCUUUCUUAUCGCUUCCUGGAUCAAAACGAGGGAUAGAACUAGAAGCAUGAAGCCCAAGGCCACUUACCCCAUCAACCACAAGUUCCUUCUCCUAGGCAUCUUCCUCGCAUUUCUCGUUAUCUUCAUUUUGAGAUCAAGCUUUUCUUCUUCCAAUGAAGUCUCCUCUUCCGUUUCCCAAAACUCCUCCUUGAAAGCCUCGUCAGAAGCAAAGGCAUCCGACUGCUCGCCGACUUGUUCCAAGAUCCCGAAUCCACUAGCACAAGCUCUCAUCCACUAUACAACGUCGACCAUCACCCCUCAACAAACACUCAAGGAGAUAUCGGUGACUGCUCGGGUCCUCAAAAAGAAAUCGCCAUGCAAUUUCCUCGUGUUCGGACUCGGCCACGACAGUCUCAUGUGGAGCUCCCUCAACUAUGGCGGGCGAACUAUCUUCCUAGAAGAAGACGAGGCGUGGAUAGAGCAAAUCAAAAAAAGGUUUCCGAUGCUGGAGUCAUACCACGUGAGUUAUGAUAGCAAGGUGAACCAGGCGGAUAACCUAAUGGAAGCAGGGAAGGUGCCGGAGUGCAUGGUGGUGAGCGACCCUAGAUACUCCAUGUGCCAACUCGCGCUUAAGGGCUUGCCAGACGAAGUUUACGAGAGACAAUGGGACCUUAUCAUGGUCGAUGCGCCGACGGGAUACUAUGAGGAGGCACCGGGGAGGAUGACGGCGAUAUACACAGCAGGGAUGAUGGCUAGGAAUAGGAAGGAGGGAGAGACGGAUGUGUUUGUGCACGACGUUAACAGGUCCGUAGAAGACAAAUUCUCCAAGGAAUUCUUGUGUGAGGGUUACAUGAAAAAACAGGAAAACAGGUUGAGGCACUUCAUCAUCCCUAGCCACACAGGCGAGUCCAGCAUGCCCUUCUGUCCAGUCUAAAAUUAGAGGCCAAAGCCAAAUUUUCGGAUUUCUUUCUCAUGGAAUCUGGGGUUUUCUUGUUCAUGGAGCGGCCACAGGGCCACCGACGCGGGUCUAGGACAGCGUUUUGAGCUUAUAAAUAAGCAUGUGUGCUGUAGUCCUUCCUUGUCAUAAGCAUCACUUUUCUCCCCGCAAUGUAAAAAUACACUUGGGCUAUUUCACUCUUCUUAUAUCUUC
Molecule: messenger RNA, 1181 nt
Organism: Eucalyptus grandis
Lineage: Eukaryota; Viridiplantae; Streptophyta; Magnoliopsida; Myrtales; Myrtaceae
Product: glucuronoxylan 4-O-methyltransferase 1
Exons: 1
Coding region: 99-965 (288 amino acids)
Biological process (GO): xylan biosynthetic process
Source: RefSeq, a predicted model, not a curated record